Molecule: messenger RNA, 1462 nt
Organism: Neoarius graeffei (lesser salmon catfish)
Lineage: Eukaryota; Metazoa; Chordata; Actinopteri; Siluriformes; Ariidae
Product: C-type lectin domain family 18 member A-like
Exons: 12
Coding region: 1-1335 (444 amino acids)
Source: RefSeq, a predicted model, not a curated record
AUGAGACCCCCAAAAGACCCGCGGAUUUCCGCUGCGCUUCUUAUUAUAGGCCUGUUUUCAGUGUUAAAGCCCUGCGCGAGCCGGGCGCUUACCGGAAACAGCCGAAGAGCCGAUUCACCUGAGAGAGGAUUUGGAGCGAAGGAGUGCUUUCAGAUCAUUACACAGCACAAUCGACUGCGCAGUCGAGUCGAGCCCAUGGCGGCGAACAUGCAGAAAAUGGAGUGGAGUGACACACUGGCUGCACUGGCUCAGAUAAGGGCAGAGUCCUGCUCAAACAACAGCACCAGAUCAGACAUGGACACUGAACACAUCGGCUGGAACGUCCAUCAGUCUCCUCAUGGCGUAGUCUCUUACGCUGACAUCAUCAACUCGUGGUUCCAGGAAGGGCAGCACUACAUCUAUCAACAUGGACAGUGCAAAAGGAACCACACCUGCAAGCAUUACACCCAGCUGGUGUGGGCCACCUCCAGUCAGGUGGGCUGCGCAAUGCACCUGUGCAGAGCUGGAGGUAAACACUGGGACACGUUCGUGUGUGCAUACUUUCCCGGGGGAAACUGGGAGGUGAACGGCCAGGAGGUGAUGCCCUAUAAAUCAGGAGUGUACUGCUCUCUCUGCACUGCCUCCAUGUCGGGAUGCUUACGGCUUUGGGACCAUGUUGGAGGCCUGUGUGAGACCCCUCGAAACCCAUGUCGUAUGAGUUGUGGACAGUACGGAGAGCUGAACAUCUCUUCAUGCCAGUGUCAGUGUCACCGUGGAUUCACAGGCCGGUUCUGUCAGGUGCGCUGUAGUGUGCGGUGUGUGCAUGGCCACUAUAAGGAGGAGGAAUGCUCCUGUCUCUGUGAUGUAGGUUAUGGAGGAGCGGAGUGUGCAGAGAAGCUGAGUUUUCCCCAUCAUAGCUGUGACCUGCAGAUAGACGGAAAAUGUUUCAUGGUGUCCUCUGAAGCUGAGACGUACUACAUGGCCAAGCUGCGUUGUCAAGAAAGAGGAGGGAUUCUGGCUCAAGUGCUCAAUCAGAAGGUCCAGGAUAUCGUGACGUUUUACCUCGGCCAGCUUGAGAGCACCAAUGAAGUCAUAGAACCUGACUUUGAGACAUGCAACUUCUGGAUAGGUUUGACGUAUAAACCGCUGAAAGAAUCGUUCCGCUGGGACACAGGAGAAAUUGUGACGUUUACCAGCUUUGCUUUUGGACAACCGGACAAUCAGGGCUUUGGGAAUUGUGUCGAGCUGCAAGCGUCCAGCGCCUUCAACUGGAACGACCAGCGUUGCAAAACUCGCAACAGAUACAUCUGUCAGUUCGGUCCAGAGCAUAUUGCCCUGUGGGAGUUUGGACGGUGAGAGCCGUGCUUCAUGACUGCUGCAGAAGAUUCCUGAUCCACGGCUGCUGUGGUUCUUCUGACCUGAUGAUAUGCUUUAAGUUCAGAUGUAGGACUCCUGAUCAAUGCAGCCAGCAUUACAUAAAGAA